GCCCAUGGUGAAGGCUUUCCACUCAACGAGCCCUGUCGGCAUGGCCUGCAGGGUUUGCAGGCUUCCCGGCCACCGCAGCCUGUCAUUUCCGCUCAGCUGGGCUCCCACGUUCCGCAGAGUGGGCCGACGAGCACCGUGGCGCCGGAGGCCCCCGCGUCGGCACCUCGAGCCGCCCAAGCGGCGCCCGCGUGCUUCGCGGAGUUCAACCGGAUCUUGGGGAAGGCCAAGGCCGAGGAGGAGAUGCUGGCGAACGUAAAGGCCUACCUGGACGGAAUGGCAAAGAGUCUGGGGGACGGCAAAGCCAAGCAGGCCUUUGCUCUGCAGCUGGCCAGGCAUCCCUGGUUUCAGACGGGCUACGAGCUCCGCUUCCGACCCGGCGCCGGCACCUUCGACGUCGCGCUGACGCCGGCUGCCCGGGCCUUGAAGCGCAAGGCCAAAGCCGCAGCGCUGGGCCGCUGUUGGUUUUUGCUUCGGCUGCUUGCCGUCUCAUUGGACAUUUCACGCCCUGGGUGUUCUAUUCCUCAAGCACCGCCGUGCGGCUGCCAACACUUGGCCUUUUUGCAGUCUCUGCCUGCCCCGGUUGUGGCUGGAGCCAUGCCGGACAUGGUGGGGAAGAAAGUUGGUGGCAGGGUUGUGAUGGUUUCCUCACUCGAUGAGGGCCACCCCGGCGAGAACAUCAUCGAUGGCCGGGAAGAGACCUACUGGAUCUCCACGGGCCUCUAUCCUCAGGAGAUCCUCCUCGGCAUGAGCGAGCGCUCGAUGGUUUCGACCGUGAAGAUCGUGACGAGCAACGUUCGGUCACUCCGAAUAGAAAGCUGCGCAGAGGACGACCCUGUGAACUUCAAGACCUUGGCCGAAGACGAGUUGGAAGAGUUGUCAGGCCGUCUGCAAGUCAAAGAAAUCCCCUGUCAGGGCGUCGAGCCUGCCGCCUACAUCAAGGUGCUGAUUCUCUCAGGCUAUCACGACUUCUGUACAGUUCACCGCGUCAUAGUCGAGUGA
Molecule: messenger RNA, 999 nt
Organism: Symbiodinium necroappetens
Lineage: Eukaryota; Dinophyceae; Suessiales; Symbiodiniaceae
Source: the annotation of a GenBank genome assembly